AUGAUAAUUGAUGAGUCAACUGAUAAGUCUGCUACUAAACAUUUAGCUGUUAUUGUACGUUUAUUAGAUCAUAAUGUUUAUGAAGUAAGAGAUGAGUUUUUAUGUUUAAUUGAUAUGAGUGAUGGAAGAGCACAGGGAGUGUAUAACACUAUUAUAAAUUUUUUUGGUGAGCAUUUCGUACCAUAUAAAAAAAACUUAGUUGGCUUUGCAGCAGAUGGGGCUAGUGCUAUGUUUGGUUCAAAACACUCAGUAAAAGUGUUAUUUGAGAAAGAUAUUCCCUAUUUAUAUUCUAUGAAGUGUAUUUGUCAUUCAUUAGUGUUAGUCGCCUCAUACGCUACUAAAAAAAUUCCAGAUACUAUAGAAAAAUUAGUUGGAGAAAUAUACACAUACUUCAUGUACAGUUUUAAGAGACAAAGUGAAUAUACAAGCAAUUUUAAACAUUUUGUGAAUUGA
This is a messenger RNA of Acyrthosiphon pisum (pea aphid), 453 nucleotides long. RefSeq lists its product as uncharacterized. Bases 1 to 453 code for a protein of 150 amino acids. The transcript has a single exon. NCBI's taxonomy places the organism in Eukaryota, Metazoa, Arthropoda, Insecta, Hemiptera, Aphididae. The record is from RefSeq and is a predicted model, not a curated record.